AAGAAUAGAAAGAUCGGAGUUUUACAUUCGGUAGAGUUGCUCCCACUGCCAGUCUAGUGUGGAAAAAGACUGCCAGUCUCAAGAUGUGGGAGGAGGCGGAGAAUUCCGUGACCUUGUUGUGCCUUACUGCCAGUAGUGGAGUGCCCUUAUACUGUAGGAGCAGAGGAGGGUCUACAAAGCAGCAGUUACCCUUUUCUGUAAUUGGCUCCCUGAAUGGGGUUCAUAUGUUUGGUUCCAAUUUAGAUGUCCAGCUGAUAGCAGCCCGUACAGAGAAUACUCACGUGAUGUGGAAAGUGUUUCAUAAUAGCAUCACCCUCAUUGCCUUGUCCUCAGAAGAAGAUGCCAGUGACUUUAGUCUUGGAAGGCUUCUUGAGAAUGUUUUCAAUGCCAUGGUACUAGUACUGGGCCUGGAGGAACUAACAAAUAUUCACAACAUUGAGCGUCUCAAAAAGGAUCUAAAGUCAUGUUAUAAACUGAUAGACAGUUUCCUGGAGCCAGGCAAAAGCUGUGCUGAUCUGACCCAAUGUGUGGAAUGCGCUGUGAUGCCUUCCAGAGCAAUUCUGCAGGAAUGCUUAGAAGCCUUUGCCUCUGCAGCAGAAUCCCGAUUUGGUUGUCUGCUUGUGGGUGGUCAUAUCUUAUGUGCAACUGAACAGUGGUGGCAGCUUGCAGCCCCAGAGGCCAUGCUGCUGGUGUGGCUUGUAAAUUCCCUUCCUCCACACACUUCCCGCGAUCUGCCUGUUUACCUUCCCCAAGGCAGUCCCACGAUUCCCCACCGUUUCCUGACUUUUCAGCUUGUGCCUGAUAUGGAAGUAGUAUUGCUCUGUGGGCCUAAUCCCUCCUUACAGUGUCUGACUGAUGAGCUAGUUAAUCAAUUUUGGCAACCACUGCUGGAUCUCCUGAAGGCUAGUGCCAGAGGCCCUGCUAGAUGCCUACCACCUGGCAUUGUCCUUUCUCCUAGUGUCCUGGGGUUACUGCUAAUUAAUCAAGACCAAAGGAAAAGCCUCUUUACGGUGCAUCCUCAUGGGGCUUCAACUGAAGGAUCUGAAAUGUCCAUAAAGAAUCGGCUCUGUGCCCUCCGUUCUUUCUAUGUUUUAGUUACUUCCUUAUACUUCCCUUGUGAGAAGCAAGAAGAAAACACAGUCCCUCUGCUGGAGGACUUUCAUGCUGGUUUCUCCCACUGUCCUCAGCACUGUUAUAUGGUCUACACUACGCACAAAGCCUAUGUUAUCCAUGGGAGGCAGCACCAGCUCUUCUUAAUCUUGAAGACAGACGUACCUACCUUUGCUUUACGAUCUUUAGCAACCUGCACGCUACAGGCUCUCACAGCUGAAGAUUCGGCCUUUUGAGUUGUCUUGUUGAACCCGAUGAAAUUUGGAGUGGUGAGCUAGAGCCCCUCAAUAUAGUUAGAAUGACAUUUUUUUCAUUCAAAUGUUGUAAUGAAAUUUUCUCUGUGCAAUUGAUGAUUAGGCUGUAGAAAAGGAGUUUGAAUUUAUGGAAGUACUUUCAGAAACAGGCGAAAGUGAACAAUUCAAUGCAAUUCCAUUCUCCUUCUACCUUUUUAUGUAAGUAGAAGACAAUACAGCUAAAAAUAGCUGUAGGUAAGAAUUUUGUCUCUCAUAACUUAAUGAACAUUAUGCACUUACAUAAUUUUGUCUAUAACUUAGUAUACAUUAUACAUCAAGAAAAGUGCUUGGGCCAGUCUUGGCCAUAACUAUGAUGUGAUUAUGUAGAAUUCAGCAAUUAAUCUUGAGAGCCAGUUUCGUCUAGUGGUUAAGGCACCAGGUUAGAAACCAAGAGACUGCAAAUUCUAGUCCUGCCUUAGGCACGAAAGCCAACUGGUGACGUUGGGCCAUUCACACUCAGUCUAACCCACCUCACAGGAUUGUUGUGAGGAAAAGAGGAGAAAAUACUAUGUAAGUUCACCAUCUUGAGUUAUUUAUAAAAAUAAUAAAAGGUGGGAUAUAAAUAAAUAGGAAUGCAAGCUGCACUGUGACAGUUAAAAUUAUAGAACUAAAUUUUCCUUUU
Molecule: messenger RNA, 2025 nt
Organism: Protobothrops mucrosquamatus (brown spotted pit viper)
Lineage: Eukaryota; Metazoa; Chordata; Lepidosauria; Squamata; Viperidae
Gene: FUZ
Product: fuzzy planar cell polarity protein
Exons: 11
Coding region: 84-1346 (420 amino acids)
Biological process (GO): non-motile cilium assembly; vesicle-mediated transport
Source: RefSeq, a predicted model, not a curated record